AUGUCCCAGGACAAUCAACCUGCAUCCAUUACUCCAGGGGAUCUUUUAAAAGGUCAGAAUCUGGGAUCUAAUAUUUCGAACAUGAUAAAAAAACCUCCUACAGUUAACACGCCGGUCUUAGCAAGAUCAACCCAGAACACCCCAUUGAAUUCAAACACAUCAUCUACGAUUCCUUUACAACAAUGGGUUUCACAGUAUCAAACUAAACUAGAUAUUUCCCCUGCAUCAACGGGUAGAAAGGAGUAUCCAAAUAUAAUUGAUACAGAUAAUAAGCUGCCUACUAUCGCAAACGUGAACAAUUCCAAUAAUACUAAUAAUCUUCCUGGUUUAGGUCCCAUUGGGCGAAAACAGACUAAACCAAUUAAGCCGAUAGCAAUAAAACCAUCUUCAUCUUUGCCUACUUUAUUGCCAAAAUCAGUCACCCCUCCUAACCUUACUCGAUUAGCACCGAAAGAACCAGUUGGCAUAGAUCAAAUUAAACAAUUUCAAACAAGUUUCCAGCUUGGCGCAAGUAAACCUUCUUAUAAUAAGACUUCCAUAAACGCUAUAAUUAAUCUUGAUUCCGAACCAGAAAAUAAACUAGAAAAUAAACCAGAACUAUCAGCCCCAAAGGAAAAGAAAAAGAGGGUACAAAAAAAAAAGCCUUCAGAUGACAAUGGGACCCAACCUUCUAAGAAAAGGAAGACCGAAAAAGUUAAGGAUUCUGGGGGUGCUACAGUAGAUUCACCGCUGGUUGAAAACACGGUGACUAAAGCUACAACCGAAUCUCCAAAAAAGAAGAAAGCCGUUAAACCGAAACAAACGGAUCCUAAGACUAAUGAAGCAAAAAAAUCUGUUAAAUCUAAGAAAAAGUCUGUAGAGGUAGUUACACCACCAAGCACAGACGCAUCCAAAUCUGUUGUUCAUCCUAAUAUGACAACAGAAAGAAACGUAAUCGAAGAUAAUAAUAUACUAUUACCCUCGCCGCAAAUAAUAGAUUUGACUAUGUCUCCACUCCGCCCUAAAGAAGACGUUAAUAUGGAAAGUUAUAAUAACAAAACACCUGAAGAAUCUAACGAUAAGGAAAAAGAGAAAGAAAAGGAAAAGGAGAAAGAGAAAGAAAAAGAAAAAGAGAAAGAGAAAGAGAAAGAGAAAGAGAAAGAGAAAGAGAAAGAAAAGGAAAAGCAAGAACCACCAAUAAUUGCAAUAAAUAUUCCCUUAAUUAAUCCUUCUAAUCCUAAACCUGGUCAAUCAGAAGUUGUAAUAAAUGUAUUAAAAUUGGCUGAAGAUAAAUAUGGAUGGUCUGUAAUACAUCCUAAUGCAAAAUCCGCGAUUGAUUUGAUGGAUGAAAUUAUCGAUGAUGAAGACGAUGGAAUGGAUGAAGACAUUGAAGAAGAUGAAUUACCGAUUAUUGAUGAACAAGGGCCUACUUCCGGAAAUCCUUUUGCAAAAAAGAAGAAGGCUACUGAAGAGGAAUUAACAGAAGAACAAUUAGCUAGAAGACAUGAAGUUAAAAUGAAUAGAAAAGUAGGGAAGUAUGAUUAUGAGGACCCAUUUAUUGAUGACGAAGAAUUGCAAUGGGAAGAAGAAAUCACUUCAACAAAGGAUGGUUUUUUCGUGUAUUGGGGUCCUUUAGUUGACGAUAGAAACAAUACAACAUCGAAUAAAAAAACUUCCUCGAAGAGCAAAAAAUAA
This is a messenger RNA of Debaryomyces tyrocola, 1674 nucleotides long. NCBI's taxonomy places the organism in Eukaryota, Fungi, Ascomycota, Pichiomycetes, Serinales, Debaryomycetaceae. The record is from the annotation of a GenBank genome assembly.